UGGUAGCAAGACAAGUGAGAUUUGUUCAACAUCCUCUCAGGCUAUUAAUAGUGUAUAUCACAUGAUCUUUAGAAAAAAGAAUAAAACAGUAUACUUGGGGCCUGCAGUUCUUGGAUUUAACGAUGAGAGAAUAGUAGAGAAAUUAUUAUCUGAUGUAGUAUUU
This is a messenger RNA of Racocetra persica, 163 nucleotides long. NCBI's taxonomy places the organism in Eukaryota, Fungi, Glomeromycota, Glomeromycetes, Diversisporales, Gigasporaceae. The record is from the annotation of a GenBank genome assembly.